CAGAGAUGAGUGCGCUUAAGGACAGAAGUACGGUGAAGUUUAGUUGUCUACUAAUACAUCAGUUGGUUCCCGGAUAUUGUUUUUCGUAUAUCAGUGUCGCAUCCAGUAAGGCCAUAAAUAGACUAGCAACCAUUUGCCGUCCAACCACUGCAAACUCAGUGAUCCAUGGUGGCUUCGGGUCAUGGUCCGCCUGGGGGACAUGUUCAACGUCCUGUGGCGAGGGGCGGCAGAGCAGGUACCGUUUAUGCGACUCACCAAAGCCAUCAAUAGGGGGCAGGUUUUGUGAGGGACCACUUACCGAGUCCAUGGAAUGUAACAAUACACCAUGUGAUGGGACUGGAUCGAACUCUCCUAACUACAACCAAAUUCAAAAAUGUCCAUGUGGCUGCGAUAUCAACGCAUACAAAGGCAAAAUAACCACACACGGGAAAUGUCACGGUAUCAGUGUAUGGAAGAUCGCUCUGCAACAGAAUUACCACAUAGAUCUCAGGUUCACUCGUUUUAAUCUGAGGAAAGGUCAAUGGGUCAAGGUCAGGGCUGGAGGUCAAAGGUCAUCAGAUUUGUUGAUGUACGGGAAUGCAGGUGACCUCAAUGAAGUUGACACAAGGGAAAUACUUAGGUCAAAAUCGAAUGUAAUACGAAUCGAGUUUCAAGCGGAUUCUACGGAAGUUGACCCAGAUUGGCGCAGUAAAAAGAAAUAUGGAUUUGAUGCUGUGUAUGAAUCCAAGCAUGUUAAUGUGACAGUUAAUGUGGAAGUGACUCAGACAAAACAGGUGGACAAAAAACACUGGUCAUCAGCCUUAAUAAUAGCAGGGACCACAAUCACAGUAAUAUUAGUCCUCUUAUUCAUACUAGGAGUUGUGUACAAGACAUCCUGCAAGAAGUACAAGGACAAAUAUAAACUCUAUAUGGCUAGUAAAUUAGGGGAACAAGAUCCCGAGAAACGGAAUCAAAAACGUGGGAGUCGAAGUAGCCAAGGAAGUAAGAAAAGUAAUAUUUAUGAUUUCCCACCGAGUCACGGCACACUAGGUGUGCUGCAUCAUGAGUACCAUGAUAUCAGUGCUCAUAGCACACCAGCCAGGAAUUCCCAUGACAUUACAUGCUUACCUGAACAUGUAUAUGAAGAAGUCCCAAUUUUGAAUGCAGCUGCGAAAAGCCCAGUUGAAGAACAAGUUAAAUGUGUCGGAUCCCAAGAUGACACACCCAAACAAAAGCAUGAGCAACCCCAUAAGAAACAUCGCGACAAACGCAAACAUAAACAUGGACAUAAAUCUAAACAUAAAGUUGAAAUAAAUAAUGAGAAAAGUAACAUGACAGAAGGAAUCAAUCCAGAUUUGGAGGAGAGGCAAAGGCCAGUUGGCGCGAGUAUGAAACGAGGCGAAAACCUAGAAUCAUUGGACAAUAUACCAGAAGAUUUGAAAAAUAACAAUGAUGAUACACCAACACAAACAAAUGAGACCAAGUCAAAUAAGAACAAAACAAAAGGAACAACAAAAGAAACUACCACUAACAAACUUGACAAUGAAACUGAAAAUAAUGGGAACAAUGACAUUGAAACUGACACCAUGAAUGGAAAUACAAACAAACAAACCACAAAACAAGUAAAGAAAGACCCACAAAGAUGGAAACGGCCCCAUAGUGGCACGCCAUUAAGUCCAUCCAAUUUACCACCCCCUGUAGGAAAAGAAUCAUCACCCACAGCAACUAAACCAGGGAUUAAGAUCCUUCCUCUGCGUGACAUAUCACGUCCCGAUGGUCAGAGCCCACGUAGCAGUUUGGUAGAAACUGGCGCUCCGUCAACUGCCGAGUCAUCCCCUCUUGAAGGCAUAGACAUGAAACUGAUCGAUUCAUGCAUUCCUGACCUGACCACACCCUCAGACCAUAUGUCCAUUGAGGAAAUGGAGUUUGAUGAUACAGUGUAUUACGCACCAGGGUCAUAUUUUGACACUAAGACCUCGUAUCAGUUAACAUAUGACCAAAUUCCCUCAGCAGCCCCAAGCAUGGAGAGUAUGGAGAUGACAUCACAAAUGUAACAUGACAUCACAUGCGUAACAUUAUGACAUAACACAUGUAACAUAUGACAUCAAACAUGUAACAUAUGACAUCACACAUGUAGCAUUAUGUCAUCAUACAUGCAUCAAUGGCACCACCAUAUGAUCACACAUGCUACAAAUGACAUCAUAUAGAUGAUACCACCAUAUGACAUCACACAUGCUAAAAAUGACAUCAUAUAGAUGAAGCAAAUGGCAUCACAUAUGGAGCAUUAUAAAUGUAAGAUAUCAAAUCAUAUGUGUAAUAUGAAAUUUUGCAUCUUAUAUAUUUUACAAGUGAUUUAUGACAUAUUUGUAACUUUUGAUAAUUAUGUGACUCACCUGCUUUAUGUGACACCAUAGAACUAUGUGUUGUUUAUACAUGUGGCAUAUAUGUAUGCAUUUAAAGGGGCUCAGUUUCUAACUCUGACUCUUAACUUUGACUAAUUAUUCGUAACAGUCUGCUAAUUACUUUUUUGAAUUGUAAUAU
Molecule: messenger RNA, 2520 nt
Organism: Owenia fusiformis
Lineage: Eukaryota; Metazoa; Annelida; Polychaeta; Sabellida; Oweniidae
Source: the annotation of a GenBank genome assembly